CCACGGGCGGAGCCAGCCAGCCGCUGGCCUGAAGCCUCCCUUCAGUCUGGCUGGCUGCUGGUCCUGUCAUCGGUCUGGGUGUGGUUUUUGCAGCAGGGGUACCGUUAGCAGGAAACCAGGCUCCAGUCCGUUUGACUUAAAGGCGAAACAAAGAGAGUCUCUCCCCGGAGCUUAGGGUUGAUAACAGCGCUUAGAAGUCGAGAGAAAAGUGCCGUUUUUGUCCUCGCGAAGGGAGGGCAUUGUGCUGAUGGGAAAAAAGUUUUCUGCUCAACUACACGUCUGAUUUAACAACUUUUUUAAAGCCUGCGUCGGACCUAAAAGAAGGGAAAGAUGCCGAAAACGAUCAGCGUACGAGUCACCACGAUGGAUGCGGAGCUGGAGUUCGCCAUUCAGCCCAACACAACAGGGAAGCAGCUCUUUGACCAGGUGGUGAAGACCAUUGGGCUGCGAGAGGUUUGGUACUUUGGGCUCCAGUACCAAGACACAAAGGGUUUCUCCACAUGGCUGAAGCUUAAUAAGAAGGUGACAGCCCAGGAUGUGAGGAAGGAAAGCCCGCUGCUGUUUAAAUUCCGUGCCAAGUUCUUCCCUGAGGAUGUUUCGGAGGAGUUAAUUCAGGAAGCCACGCAGCGGCUCUUCUUCCUGCAGGUGAAGGAAGCCAUCCUAAAUGACGACAUCUACUGCCCCCCAGAGACGGCCGUGCUCCUGGCCUCCUACGCCGUGCAGGCCAAGUUCGCCGACUACAACAAAGAGGUCCACACACCAGGUUAUCUCCACAGUGAAAACCUGCUUCCUCAGAGAGUUCUGGAUCAGCACAAGCUCAACAAGGAGCAGUGGGAGGAGAGGAUUCAGGUUUGGCAUGAAGAACACAAAGGAACAAUGAGAGAGGAGUCCAUGAUGGAGUAUCUGAAGAUCGCACAGGAUCUGGAAAUGUACGGAGUCAACUACUUCAACAUCAAGAACAAGAAAGGGACGGAGCUGUGGCUGGGCGUGGACGCGCUCGGCCUCAACAUUUACGAACAGAACGACAAAAUGACUCCCAAAAUCGGAUUCCCUUGGAGCGAAAUAAGGAACAUUUCCUUCAACGACAAGAAGUUUGUCAUCAAACCAAUUGACAAAAAAGCACCAGACUUUGUGUUCUAUGCUCCAAGACUGCGCAUCAACAAACGUAUUCUGGCGCUGUGUAUGGGCAACCACGAGCUGUACAUGCGCCGCCGCAAGCCAGACACCAUCGAAGUGCAGCAGAUGAAGGCUCAGGCUCGGGAGGAGAAGAACCUCAAGAAGAUGGAGCGAGCUCUGCUGGAGAAUGAGAAGAGGAAACGAGAGGUUGCGGAAAAAGAGAAAGAGAAGAUUGAAAAAGAAAAGGAGGAAUUGAUGGAAAGAUUAAAGCAGAUCGAAGAGCAGACGAAAAGAGCCCAACAAGAGCUGGAGGAGCAGACGCACCGGGCUCUGGAGCUGGAGCAGGAGAGGAAACGAGCUCAGGUGGAGGCCGAGCGUCUGGAGGCUGAACUGAAGGGCGCCGAGGAGGCUAAGAUGGCUCUGCUGCAGCAGUCAGAGAAUCAAAUGAAAAACCAAGAGCAUCUGGCCACUGAGUUGGCUGAUCUGACGUCAAAGAUUUCCCUGCUGGAGGACGCCAAGAAGAAGAAGGAAGAAGAGGCCACGGAGUGGCAGCAGAAGGCUACCUCAGUGCAGGAGGACCUGGAGAAAACCAAAGAAGAGCUGAAGAACAAAGUGCUGGCGGUCCAGGAGCCCGUCAACACAGAGAACGAGCACGAUGAGAACGAUGAGAGCAGCGCCGAGGCCAGCGCCGAGUUCGGGGUGGCCGCCUCCUACAAGGACCGCAGCGAAGAGGAGAGGAUGACUGAGGCUGAGAAGAACGAACGCCUGCAGAAACAUCUACUGGCUCUGAGCUCGGAGCUGGCCAAUGCUCGGGACGAGACCAAGAAGACGGUGAACGACAUGAUCCACGCGGAGAACAUGAAAGCAGGACGCGACAAGUACAAGACCCUCCGACAGAUCCGGUCAGGAAACACCAAACAGCGCAUUGAUGAGUUUGAGUGCAUGUGAUGCGUUUGCCCCGCCCAUCGGCCCGCUCAUCCGGCGCCUUGCUGCCUGGACUGCUGUCCUGCCUCACUCCAGCUGUUUCUCUCUCUGUACCCAAAACAAAUCAGCUCAGCGACAUACGGCGACUGCAACAGCACAGCGUUAAGAUGCAGAUCUGGAAAAUUCCAAUUCCUCUUUCUAAAUUCGAUCUUAGGCGAGUCACUGGUUGAAAAGGGACAAACUGUGUGUUGGUAGAACAUUCCUUUAUGUAGCACGUUAGCUAAAGGCUCUUUAUGACACGAUGAGCAGGAAAACCUUUAGUUUCUUUAUGUUUUUGUCGCUGUUCUGUGUCGCGUUUUUAAAACAGAAGACUCUAAAUUUGGCACAAUUAAAACCAAACUGGUUCCGACGCAUUUCUGCUGUAAACGGUUUCACACAGCGCCUUUCCUCCCUGCAAUAUGAUUCUGAGGAGGAAUAUUUGAGCAGUAUUACGUUUUUAAUUAUUUUCCAGCGUUCUGUUACAGAUCAGACAGUAUUUACAAUCUACUCCGUGUGCAAAUAUGAAGGUUUUCUAACUAAUGAAGGUCCUCCAACAAAUCCUCAUUUAUAGACGGAACUGACUUUCCUUUUGGUGUUUAGUUUCACAAUAUUCCAUCCACCUCUAGUCCAAAUAGGAUUAAAAAACAUCCUGUACAUCUGGUGUCAUUAAAAAUGUGUUUAGAGCUGCGAAACGCUGAAGAAAUUAGGCUAAAUAACCUUCAGUUGUCAUUUUGUCGCCAAAUUUGAACGUUUGAAUUCAGAAGUUAUUUAAUUUAAAGUAGCAGCAUUUGAUUUGAUAGUAGUGCAUGUUAAAGCUUCUGCGGUUAAUUCAGAGGAUGUUUUGAAUAGUUUAUUAAUAGUAAACUGAAUUACUGUAAUUGUAGUAGUUAAUCGGUUAAUUAGCUUCAUUUCUUUAGACAUGCACUGGAAAGUUACAGGUUACUUGAAAAUUAGUCAAAUCUUUCUUCCAUUUCUGUGUGCAUUUUUUAUUUGACAUACUGUAUGUAUUUAAUUUAGUUUAUUUCAUAAUUGGGAUUUUACAGUUGUGGUAAAUUAUGUGUAAUAAUAAAAAGGACGUCUCUGAGGUAUUUUUGUAUGAUAAAAUUCCAAUUCUUUUGUCAUAAAUAAUUAAAAAAAAUAAAAAUGAGGAGUGUUUUAGCUGGUAAGGGUCAGAGAGACAGCAGGCUGAAGAAAUAAAGAUGUGUGUUGUGCCAUAAAUAGAAAUAAUUAAAUGUUUUGUUUAAAAAGAAAAAUUCUCUGGUGCCAUUCUUCCAAAUUCCCUUUUAGUAUCGAGUCAUGUGAAGGAGUUCCUACAUGUCAUAGAUUGUUUUGAAAUAAAAAAAAAUGUAUUUAGACUAUUUUGCAAAGGCCAAACUGUAUUUUAGUGGAUAUUUCUGCUAAUUUCCUUUCUGAUGUCUUUAAAUGAACAUUUGUACCAGGAUGAUCCGACUUCCUUCUUUUCUACAUGUACUUCUUAUAUCUGCCAUGAAUGUUGCUGCACAGUGUUUUCAACCUGAAGCGUCACUUAUUAGCAUCACAAUCGGAACAAAUCACCAUUGAAGCUGCUUGUAUCUCGUCUCGAGUCAAACAGGACUGAACGAUUGUAAACUGACAAGACAGUGCCUUUGCCCGGGUUAUUAUCAGAUCUUGCCUCUUGGAAGUUUUCAUUUGAUUAAUUAAUAAAAGUUUAGUUAAA
This is a messenger RNA of Nothobranchius furzeri (turquoise killifish), 3775 nucleotides long. RefSeq names its product moesin. Lineage: Eukaryota; Metazoa; Chordata; Actinopteri; Cyprinodontiformes; Nothobranchiidae. The record is from RefSeq and is a predicted model, not a curated record. Gene Ontology annotation, biological process: regulation of organelle assembly; positive regulation of early endosome to late endosome transport; positive regulation of protein localization to early endosome. Gene Ontology annotation, molecular function: cell adhesion molecule binding; actin binding. Gene Ontology annotation, cellular component: plasma membrane; adherens junction; cytoskeleton.